Molecule: messenger RNA, 2802 nt
Organism: Schistosoma haematobium
Lineage: Eukaryota; Metazoa; Platyhelminthes; Trematoda; Strigeidida; Schistosomatidae
Exons: 1
Coding region: 1701-2561 (286 amino acids)
Source: RefSeq, a predicted model, not a curated record
UGAUCAGUAUGGAUCAAUUAAUUAGUGUAAAUAACUUUUGAUACCAGUGAAAUAUUAUUACAUAGAGUUAUUUACUGAGUUGAAUGACUUUUGAAAAUAUGAUAUAUUCAUAAGGGAAUAUCUCCAUUAUCUUCAUGAAAAUUGAUAUUUCUUGACGAGCAUAAUGAAUAGUAACUGUUGGAAUCUAUUAAUGGACCAAUACUAAAUAUAUAUUUUUAUUGUGUAAUUGUUAAGUAACUAAACCACGUAUAUUCAUAUUCGUCUUAUUAUAAGCUUUAUUUUGACGUAGAAACUAUUAUUAUACGAUUUACCAUUCUUAAGUUAUGCCCAGUCUAUUAAUUACUAUCUCCCAUAUUCACAGCUACUUUUGACCAUAUCUUGUACAAAUAUUAUUUUCUAUCUUAUGAUGUGAUAUGGUCUAUUUGGUUGGUAAUAUAAACCCAGUAUGUUUGAAAUACAUGAUUCAUAUCUCAGAGGCUGAGAUUGGUGUUCUGUUCUUAACGGGUAGGGCUAGACAGAAAGAAGGAUCGAUAAAGACUCUAGACUGCUCGUACGGGUUUAUGCGUCAUUGGUUCGGUUGAUAAGUCACUAUUCUCUAAUUGACGGUAUCUUUAAGUUAUAUAUUGAUAUAAGGCUAAAAGUUAUAACAAAAAUAACAUAAACUGACUUAGGCAAGGAUAUUUUAUAGCCCUAUAAAUUAAUUCAGAGCCAAAACACGAUUGGUAACUCAAAAAAUAUUAUGACGAUGACACUGUGAUGUAUUACAUCAAUACGACUGCAGUGGCUCCUCGUUUUACAAGUAUAAGUAAUAAGUGAUUCCGGCAUAACAAUCAUUGACGACCAGUCACAACAAAUUGGCGACAGGAAUUUUGAAAAGAAAGCCAAAACAAUCGCUGACGGAGUCAAUUCACAAGUUUCAGUUUCCAAUAUGACUGUCUGGUCACAGUUAUAGCUCAGUUGCCAAUUCGACUUACCUCAAAUCCUGUUUCCUCAGUUAUAAAUAUACUUCUGGUUUUUUUUAUCAAGUUGCUGUCACAACAAACGCCGAGGUUACUGGUGUAAGAACAUGUUGACAUCAGUUGCAGAAGUAAAAUCAAUGCUUCAGUUUUAGGAAGGCGUGUUCAUGAGAUCUCAUUUAAUGCUCAUCGGUGCAUUGAAAGAACACACACUUAAGCAAUCUUAUCCGGAAUCGUACUCAAAAACUAUAGAUAUAUUUAACAAAGUAACUGAUAUAUUUCCUUCUGCAAUAAAAAAACAGUUUUGUGAUUGAAGAAGAGGUCAACAAACCCUUUAAUAAGGUUAACUCCCGGCAUUUUUCAAAUGUUCCUCUCAUUCAAAUUAUCCAAUCACGUAGAGUGAAAUUCAAAACUACUGUGAGACAAAGGUUUCAAAUGAAUCAAUAUCUGAUAAAAUUUCUAAUGACGUUAUAUCAGUUGCUGACAGUCUUAGUGAUUCAUUAGUUUUUAAUGAAGUCCUUAAUGAAUUUGAUAGAAAUAUUUCAAGUGAAUCUAAUUCUAGCAAUAUUAUAACAAAUAUUGCUUGUUCUCACAAUGCAUUUGUCUCUAGUGAAAACCUUGGUCAAUAUGAACCACAAAUUCUCAAUAAGUUCAACUUUAAUUAUAGUUUUUAUGGUUCCAUAUCAAAUGUUAUUUAUCCUCACAAUCCGUUGACUCCUAGUCAGUGUGAGAAAUAUGUUUUAAAUGAGUCACAGUUCAAAUGUUAUUGUAGCAGAUGUUGGUUGCUCUCAUACUUCAUAUGUGUCACGUAGAAUCCCUACUCAAUGCUAUGAUGAAUCAUUUGAUAUAACAAGUAUUUGCGAAACAGUACUGAAACUAGGAUACCCAGGAGUGAUAUCGUUCACACAGUGGAAAAACUUAAAUUUAGUCUCCAAGUUUGACAGUUCGAAAUUCAAGGUAAGGCUUAGUGCCUGCGAUGGUAAAAAUGAAGAUUUAUUUAAAAUGAAAGCGGCUGAACCUGACACUGGCUCAAAAGUUCAUACUUACCUCAGGAAUCUGAGGUCAAACGAAGAUAAAAAGCGUGUCAAUUUCACCUCACCAAAAAUGUUAAAUAUGAUCAAAUUGCAUAAAACAUUCAGCGUUUCUGGAAAACUGUAUGAUAAGUCAUCAAAUUUCAGGAUUUGUUGUAGCUAUCUAAAAAUACUCGGCAAAUCUGAUGGUAUCUAUCUCGUUUAUUUGGACAAAGUGAAUGUCAUAUACAAAAAGGUAAACCUUAUUUCAAUAACUCAAAGUCAUUACAAUUGUGAUAUACCUGUAUGUAGAUUACAGCCACCUACUGAUCCGGAUUGUUAUGAAGCACAUAUAAAUGUCCUGUUCAAAUGCUUUGGAGGAAAAGCAAGCCAACAUGAAUCACAAGUAUUGUUACUGGCAAAUCGAAAUGUAAAAUGUGCUUAUUCGUAUUGUGAAUGGAAUAAUGGCAUCGUAUUUUUUCGUAUGAACGAUGGAAAAAUCAUCAAUUAUAUUAUUACCCAUACAGGUCAAUAUCAUACAAAAGGAUCCUUCAACCUUUAUGUAUACCAACAUACCCCUUAUACUUCCAUAUGAUGAAAGCGUAAGUAGUGUUGAGACAGUUCAGAUCAAUAGUCACAUUAUUUGUAACGUGCGUAUGUGAAGAUCUAACGUUGUUUCGUGGUGGUGGAAGAAUCAUAUAUGCAUUGAACGAAUAAACACAACAAGAAAUCAGAUGGUUCAAUAGAUUUCUUUUUCAAAUGAAGCUAAAAAAAGCUGAAGCAUGAUCGGACGAGAUCCCAGUGAGUACGAAAAAGUACAACAACCUUUCGAAUAG